Klebsormidium nitens is the source of this 1471-nucleotide messenger RNA. The record is from the annotation of a GenBank genome assembly. NCBI's taxonomy places the organism in Eukaryota, Viridiplantae, Streptophyta, Klebsormidiophyceae, Klebsormidiales, Klebsormidiaceae.
GAGGAGCCUAAGACCGGCAGCCGUCGGCGUUGGUCAGCAGGAUCUGUAUAUGCUGCGGUCAGGGUCACAUACGCGAUCAGGAAACUAGGUAUAUGCAUAUUAUAUUGCAUUGGAAUUGCCGGUGACAGGCAAAUGAUGCAGCAGGCUGCAGGCCACACCUUCCCCUGUGCAGCCAUGAAGGGGACCAGAGAAUGCAGCACUCCUAUGCACACAUCGAAGCUGUCAGGUGCAAAGCACCUUUUCUGGCUGCUUCUCACCUGUCCGUUUCAGAAAGUCGCACGUGUUUUCAUAGGCCUGGCUGCAGUCCAUUUGUGCUUCCCUCCGUGGGUGGAAGCAAGGGAGCUGCAGGGUUGUUGAUGGGUUCUCGCACUGUGCAGGCGGCGUCCUUCUUUGCUAGAAGAAACGGUCCAGGUAUUAGGAGCCUCCGUCCUCCUAUCCGGUCUGGUUUCAGACCAGACCCACCAACUCCCUCAAAAAGGAAGCGCGCGCCAACUGGCAUCAUGACUUGGGAGGUCUUCAAGCUGGAGAAGCAGUACACGUUCUAUGGGUCUUUCCACCAGCACCAAUACAACAAGGCAAUCCACGUGGUCUUUGUGUGGCCCAUCCUGUUUACGGCCUUUGUUCUGCUGGCGGGAAUCCCUGCCUCACUUCCACAGCCUGGGUUCAUCCAGUCCAUGCCUUUGCAUCAGUACCUGCAACUCAAUCUGGCGCUGGCUUCCGCGGCCAAUUAUGCAAUCUAUUACAUCAUAUUGGACCAGAAGCUUGGCCUCAUUGCAGCAGCCAUGAGUCUCGCCUGCGGGGUUGGUGCGAAUGCAUUUGUCAUGAACCUAGGCUGGAGCCUAGCGUGGAAGUUUGCCAUGGCGGUCCAAAUCAUCAGCUGGGGGGCUCAGUUCUUGGGCCAUGGCGUCUUUGAGGGCAAGCGGCCCGCGCUCGUGGACAAUCUGAUUCAGUCUAUCAUGAUGGCCCCCUACUUCGUCCUCCUCGAGUCAGUUGAACCUCUCUUUGGUUACGAGCCAAGCCCAGGCUUCUCUCAGCGGGUGCAUGCAGCCCUUGAGGCAAAGAACCAGGCAGAGAGGGAGCAACGAGAGAGACUGGUUUCUUGAGUGGACACCUUGACUACUUAUACAUCUUGUAGAUAGUCUCAGGAAGUUUGCUUGUAUAUAAACUCAUUAUAUUAGCACGCGGAACCGUUUCACAGAAGGUCAUAGAAGUCAGUGAUCGCCGGCUGUUGACAGACUUGUAUAGUGGACAGUAAUGAGUGAGCUUUCGGCAGUUGUUCCCAGCAAAUUUUGAGUUUCUGAUUUAGGUUUGCUGGGAAAGUGCUCUUCAAGCUGGCUGUACAAUCAGAGCAGCAAAAUACGUUAUGCAUAUAUAGUUCCGUUGAUUCGAGUAACUUUUUCUCCGGGAACAUGCGUCCUUCAUGCACUCAAAAGUUGUGCCAUGAAUUGCCCGCCAGUCUAACCACUUCUAG